This is a messenger RNA of Habropoda laboriosa, 4777 nucleotides long. RefSeq names its product E3 ubiquitin-protein ligase Su(dx) (gene Su(dx)). Gene Ontology annotation, molecular function: ubiquitin-protein transferase activity; protein binding. The record is from RefSeq and is a predicted model, not a curated record. The transcript is spliced from 11 exons. NCBI's taxonomy places the organism in Eukaryota, Metazoa, Arthropoda, Insecta, Hymenoptera, Apidae.
AAAAUGCGUACAAUGUCUCAUUGUGAAGAAGUGGCAUCAUCUGGUUUUCACCAAUUAAGCAUUACAAUUGAAGGUGCUAUAUUAAGAAGUUCCACAUUUUUAAAGCCUAAUCCUUAUAUAGAAUUUUCUGUUGAUGAUAAAAGUCCUCGGAAGACAGAAGUUUCAAAAUCUACAUAUCAGCCAAAAUGGAAUGAGGAAUUCACAAUACUUGUGACUCCAUAUUCUCAAUUACAUUUUCGAUUAUUAGACCACAGUACAUUUCGAAAAGAUACUUUAAUAGGAGAGAAAAAAAUAAGUCUUUCUCAAGUAUUAUCUCAUUAUAGUGGAAAAUUAGAAAACAUGGAAGUAACCUUUGAUUUAAUGAGUGAAAACAAACAUGAUUCUCAAUUAUGUAAGGUUGGAGAAUUGAUUACAGUGUUCGAUGGAUUAAGAAUUAAUAUGCCAAACACAUCAUCAUUAGAUACUAGUGAAACAUUAUUGUAUCCAACACAACCUGGUGGUUUUCAUGUUUCAGGUGUUUCAAAUAAUGAUGCAGUUAGUAAUAGUAGCAUUCUGAAUGGAGGGAUUCGUGCUCGUAUGAGAUUACAUGGAGCUAAACAUGCUGCAUCAUCUACUUUACAUGGAUUAACAAAUGUAUAUAAAAAUUCUCCAUACAACAGUGGAAGUGAUCAGGCCAAUGUUAAUAAAAAUAAUGAACAAAUUGAACCUGUAGCAUCAAAUUCUUUAUCAAAUGGACAUGCAAUAUCACCAGCAGACAAAUCUAUUGUUUCCUUAUCAGGACGUUAUACAGUAUCUUUACCGGAGGGACGUCAAAUGUCUCGAAUAGACCAUGCCUCAACACCUGGUAUGGUAGAUGCAAGAGUUGGUGCAUGUGCAAAACAAUUUCAGAAGGUUUCUGUCUCAGAAAGGCGUAAUGCUUCUCAGAUUGAACAAGCAACAGUAUUGCCUGGAACAGUUGGAAUAUCUAGAUCAGACCAAUUAACUACAGCUAAUACAGAUAUAUGUUCACAUAAUAGAACAGAACAGUCUAUUAAUAGUGAAUGUAACUCUCGAACAGAACAAUUAUUAGCUACACCUCUUUCAGAUAGUUCUGGAACUAUGAGAACAGAUCAAGUUGCUACUCCUUUAGUAGAUGGAUGUAUAGUUUCUAGGGUAGAUCAACUUAGAAGUUCUGUUUUAACUGAUAACCAGGGAAAUUCUCAAAUAGAACAAUCUGUAGUAUUUACUUUACCAGAUGGUUCUCAUGUAGAACAACCUACAGUGUUUCUUAUGACAGAUAGUCGUGCAAUGGCACAUUCAGACCAACCUUCAAUGUUAUCCAUUGCUGAAGCACGUAGAAUUCCUCGGAAUGAACAGUCUACAAAUUCUAUAACGAACACUCGUUCAAAUACUCGAGUCGUACAACGAGUAUCCUCACUGACAGGACAAACUGCUGUGAUACCUGGUCAGUCGGCUCAAUCGGGGUCUUCGAUAAUACUUGCUGAAGUCGAUCCUACAAAUCAUUCUGAAGAACCAUUACCUCUUGGUUGGGAAAUGAGAUACGACAUUUAUGGGAGAAGAUAUUAUGUUGACCAUAAUACACGAAGUACUUCUUGGGAACGACCUCAACCUUUACCACUAGGAUGGGAAGUUCGUCGAGAUCCAAGAGGCAGAAUUUAUUAUGUAGAUCAUAAUACAAGAAGUACAACAUGGCAGAGACCAAAUACAGAAAGAUUACAACAUUUUCAACAUUGGCAAGGUGAAAGGCAACAUGUGGUACAGCAAGGGAGCCAACGGUUUCUUUAUCCUCAAGCACAUGGAGGUCAAGCAGCUAUGGCAGGGCCCUCAACAUCCACUGUUGUUGAUGAUGAUGAUGCUCUGGGACCAUUACCUGCUGGAUGGGAGAGACGUAAACAACCAGAGGGAAGAGUUUAUUAUGUAAAUCAUAAAAAUCGUACUACUCAAUGGGAAGAUCCAAGAACUCAAGGACAAGAAACUGGAAUUGAUGAACCACCAUUACCAGAUGGUUGGGAAAUACGAUUAACUGAAGAUGGAGUUCGAUAUUUUGUAGAUCAUAAUACAAGAACAACUACAUUUCAAGAUCCAAGACCUGGCGCACCUAAAGGUCCGAAAGGUAUUUAUCGUGUUCCAAGAGCAUAUGAAAGAUCAUUUCGAUGGAAAUUGUCACAAUUUCGUUUCUUAUGUCAAACCAACGCAGUGCCAAAUCAUAUAAAAAUUAGCGUUAAUCGACAAACAUUGUUUGAAGAUUCUUAUCAUCAAAUAAUGAAUGCUGAAGCUUUUGCAUUAAGACGCAGAUUAUAUAUAAUAUUUAAAGGAGAAGAAGGAUUAGACUAUGGAGGUGUAUCAAGAGAAUGGUUUUUCUUAUUAAGUCAUGAAGUAUUAAAUCCAAUGUACUGUUUAUUUGAAUAUGCUAAUAAAAAUAACUAUAGCUUACAAAUCAAUCCAGCAUCUUAUGUCAAUCCAGAUCAUUUACAGUAUUUUAAAUUUAUUGGAAGAUUUAUCGCAAUGGCUCUUUAUCAUGGACGAUUUAUCUACAGUGGAUUCACUAUGCCAUUUUACAAACGUAUGUUGAACAAGAAAUUAGUUAUGAAAGAUAUAGAGUCAAUUGAUCCAGAAUUCUAUAAAUCUCUUGUAUGGAUAAAAGAAAAUAAUAUUGACGAAUGUGGUCUAGAAUUGUAUUAUAGUGUUGACUUUGAAAUUCUUGGUCAAGUAAUACAUCACGAAUUGAAAGAAGGUGGUGAUAAAAUUAGGGUUAUUGAAGAUAACAAAGAAGAAUAUAUUAGGUUAAUGACAGAAUGGAGAAUGACGAGAGGUAUAGAGGACCAAACAAAAGCUUUCUUGGAAGGUUUUAAUUCCGUUGUACCAUUAGAAUGGUUAAAAUACUUUGAUGAACGUGAAUUAGAAUUAAUGCUUUGUGGUAUGCAAGAAAUAGAUGUAGAAGACUGGCAACGUAAUACAACUUAUAGACAUUAUACACGAAAUAGUAAACAAAUAUUAUGGUUUUGGCAGGUUCGUUAUUAUAUGUGAAUAUUAUUUUUAAGAAAUUAUUGUAAUUUAUAUUUAAAUUUAUAUUCGUUUCUUUUUUUAGGGAGUAAUGGCCCUCAAAGAUUUUGCAUAGAGAAAGUAGGAAAAGAUACCUGGUUACCUAGAUCGCAUACAUGCUUCAAUAGAUUGGAUUUACCACCAUAUAAAAGUUACGAUCAACUAGUAGAAAAGUUAAAUUAUGCAAUUGAAGAAACAGAAGGUUUUGGUCAAGAAUAGUUAUAAAUAUAUGUAGGAUUUUAUUAACAAAAAAAUAAUAAGAUAAUUACAGGGAUGGUAAUAUACUAAACAGGUCGAAGAAGUACAAAGAAAAUAUCUGCGCUUUUGGACUCGGGAGGAGAGCACGUGCUUGUCUCUCUGGCGUCAAUUUGUGACUGCCUUGUUGCUUACUGCUUGCACGCUCGUCUUUUGUUAACGCAUCUAUCGAAGGAUAUCGGCACGCGUCCUACCGAUUCCUACACUCGACCAUUUCUGCGCUUACUUCGUUCUCGAAGUAUUAUCCGAAUAUGAUUUCAUAUAAUCCGCGGCCGUGGUUGUGAUUUUUGUAGUUCAUUCCAGCUAUUGUUGCGAGUUUCCCUCCUGUUUGGUUAUGGGCCUGUCUUAAUAUGGUGUAGACAGUAAACAAUACAUUGUGUAUUUGAUCUCCUAGAUUGAUAUUUAAGGUGCCUGCAGAUAGGUUAAAUUGGUCUAGUAUUUUUUGUUUACAUGAGUGGGCUAUGAACAAAAUUAUUUUGGCUUUUUUUGUUGCAAUUUCUUGUGACACUUGAUGUUUUGUGGCAUCUAUUAUAUCCUUUUUGUAUUGUUGACGUCCACUAGCCUUCUUUUUGGACCUUCCGAUCCUGCUGGGAUUUCUUCCACUCGUACAGCUGGUGAUCUACCUCCAUUUUAUUAUUCCUUUUUAUAUUAGUGUUCUUUUCCUUAGACAAUUCUUUUAUAGGGUCUGUUGAUACUUCUGCAUUUUUCUACCGGUAAUGUCAUCACCCGAAAAGUAUGUUAGGCUUUUGUCGAUAUCUUUUAUUGUAAAUUUCGUGACUUGAGUCGCACUGUUUUGUUUUCUUUGUCGCUCGACCGUUCUGCUUUCCACAGUCGCUCGACGCAUUACUAUCGCUAUUCUCGCCUAACUCAUCAUCUUCCUAUGCCCCUUUCUCACCUCAUCCCAUUCCCGUAUUUGUUUGCAAUUAUUCUAACUACAUCUUUCUGAGCUCUUCUUUCUUACCUUUAGGUUUCAAAUGUAAUCUUGAUAACACUUGCCUUAACUUACCCAUUUUCAUUCUACUUAUUACUUUCGUACGUGCAUGUCGAGGCUCUGUUGCACUCAUCGCGUUAGGACCCUCUUCAUCGAUUUCUUUAUCGCACGUGUUAAUACCACCUUUAGAACACAUCGUGACGAACUUCCGAAGAAAUACUUAUGACGUACUUACUACUUUGCGAUUAACCUUGUCUGCGAUUUGAAUUUCGACUUUUAAAAAAACUAGUUCUCUGAUUUUAUUUUAUUUACGCAAUCACUUAAUCGAUCUUUGCUUCCUUCGAUCACAGCUGAGCCCCCAAAUUCUUCUCCUGUAGAGUUUUAUUAACAAAAAGAAAAAUAAUAAUAAGAUAAUUACAGGGAUGGUAAAAUACUAAAUAAGUCCAAGAAAUACAAAGAAAAUAUCUGCGUUUUUUUGGAUUCAGGAGGAGAGCACGUGCUUAUCUCUCUGGUGUCCAUCUGUGACUGCCUUGUUGCUUACUGCUCGCA